GCUCACCUACAAAUUGGGUUGUCUGCUACAAAACAUGCUACGUUCUAUGUUAUUUAACGCAUCUACAUAUAAAUACCAGGAAUUAAAAGCUGACCCUCUAAACUCUCAUUUCACAUUCAUAUUUUCUUAAAAUGAACUUGUCUAUAGUGUAGCAUUAGUAGUGGUUUCUUUUCUACCAAUUCGACCAGUGUUUUAGCAGCUAAUAAAGUAACUGAUCACACUAAACUGCAUUUUUUCCCCCCUUCAGCAGUGUAGUGGAACCCUUAAAAGUUCUAUAUAGAACCCUUCAACAACGUGUUUUCCUUUCACUUAAGAAAAGUGAUCCAAGUAGAACCCUUAAUUAUCAAUGAAGCAUCAAAGAAGUGUUUUUUUUUUGUUGUUGUUUUGUUUUGUUUUGUUUUAGUAUUUUGGAGGUAAGUGGGAUUACUUUAAAACCAUCCAACGUACUGCGUGACAUUUUAAUCAGGCGAUUACAACAACUACCAACGUGGGCCUUCGAAAGCGAGGUCACGUACACGAACGCACGCAGGUUGCCCCUGCACGUUUCCGGGAUUUGGCCACGCCUCGUCUGUAAUCUCUGAUCUUUGAUUGGUCGGUGCUGGACGAAUACAGAAAUCGGAGUGGUGCUUUGAUGUGGAGAGGAAGGAGCCGCAGUGUGCCUGCACGGAGAGGCCAAAACACACCAUGUCCAUUACCAAGCAUGUGAGGACGGGCCGCCGAUGAUGCUAGCUCUACCAUGGGCAGUGUCACUCUCCGCUACUUCUGUUAUGGCUGCCUCUUCACGUCUCUGACGUGGUCCGUCCUGCUCUUCCUCUACUUCAGCCUGAGUCAGGAGAGCCGCCUGUCCUCCAGCCAUGUGCCCAUCCAGGGGGUGCAGCACCGCUUCCAGCCCCGCUUCACCCGCCGCCCCGCCCCGCCCAACAGAGCACACGGACACGACGGUCGCCGCAAUGACCUCUCACCUGAGAUGGGAAUGAUCUACAAUGAGAAGGAUCAGGAAGUGAGGGAUACAGGCUACCACAGACACGCCUUCAACGUCCUCAUCAGCAACAGGAUCGGAUACCACCGGGACCUGCCGGACACCAGGAAUGAAAAGUGUAAAGCGAAGACGUAUCCGUUGGCGUUACAGACGGCCAGCGUGGUGAUCUGCUUCUUCAACGAGGCCUUCUCGGCGCUGCUCAGGACGGUGCACAGCGUCCUGGACCGGACGCCCAGUUACCUCCUGCAUGAGAUCGUCCUGGUGGACGACAACAGCGAGCUAGAUGACCUGAAGCAGGAUCUGGAUAUGUACAUACACACUAACCUGCCUGACAAAGUGAAGUUGGUGCGCAAUAAGAGGAGAGAAGGACUGAUCAGGGGGAGGAUGAUCGGAGCCUCACAUGCUACAGGUGAGGUCUUGGUGUUCCUGGACAGUCACUGUGAGGUGAACGAGGCGUGGCUGCAGCCGUUGCUGAGCCCGAUUAAAGAGAACCGCCGCACGGUGGUGUGUCCCGUCAUCGACAUCAUCAGCGCGGACACGCUGCUCUACAGCCCUUCUCCCAUCGUCAGAGGGGGCUUUAACUGGGGGCUGCACUUUAAAUGGGACCCUGUUCCUGUAUCAGAGCUCAACAACCCCAGCGGAGCCAUCAGGUCUCCUACGAUGGCCGGGGGUCUGUUCGCAAUGGACCGAGAAUACUUCAACGAGCUCGGACAGUACGACAGCGGCAUGGACAUCUGGGGCGGAGAAAACCUAGAGAUCUCAUUCAGAAUCUGGAUGUGUGGAGGUCAGCUCCUGAUCAUGCCCUGCUCGAGAGUGGGCCACAUUUUCCGUAAGCGGCGUCCGUACGGUUCUCCCGGAGGACAGGACACGAUGGCACGGAAUUCCCUGCGUCUGGCCCACGUCUGGAUGGAUGAGUACAAGGAGCAGUACUUUGCCCUGCGUCCUGAGCUCAGGAACCGUGACUUCGGGGACAUCAGUGACCGUCUGGCCGUGCGCGAGCGCCUGCAGUGUCGCUCCUUCAAGUGGUAUCUAGAUCACAUUUACCCAGAAAUGCAGCUGUCCUCACCUCAGAACAAAGCCCAGCCCCCUGUCUUCUUUAACCGCGGCGUCAAGAGGCCCAAAGUGCUGCAGCGUGGCCGGCUGCGUAAUCUGCUGGCCAAGAAGUGUUUGGUGGCUCAGGGGCGUCCCAGCCAGAAGGGCGGCACUGUCGUGGUGAGACCCUGCGAUUCUCAGGACCCUGAACAGGAGUGGGUGUACGAUGAGGAGCACGAGCUGAUCCUGGCCGGCUUGCUGUGUUUGGACAUGUCAGAGAUCCGCUCAUCCGAUCCUCCUCGCCUCAUGAAGUGUCACGGCUCGGGUGGCUCUCAGCAGUGGAGUCUCGGGAAGAAUAAUCGUCUGUACCAGGUGUCCGUGGGUCAGUGUCUGGCCGUCCUCGACCCACUCAGCCAUAAAGGUUACGUUGCCAUGGCGAUCUGCGACGGCUCUGAGGGCCAGCAGUGGCAGCUAGAGGGAUGAUGAAGAGGGAUGGCUGGGCUCUGAACACACACACACACACACACACACACACACACACACACACAUCGCCCCCUGCAACCUGGCAGGAUCAGUAUGGCCGACGGAGCGGGUUAGCGUCGUUUCCUUACUAGCAGUGUGGGUCCGAGUGUCUUUCUGACCCGUCGUCAUGGCGAUAAUCACGUCUCCGAGCUCGUAUAGUGAAGCGUUCACUCUUUUAGGUGUUUUUUCAGUAUUCUACAACUUCAAUGGAAGUCCAUUUUUUUUAAUUUAUGAUUUAAACCGGCUUGUGAAACUUUAACCCGUUUGCACAGUGAUUUUUUUUUUUUUUAAUUUUUAUUUUUAUUUGAUUUGAUUGUUUUUGCAGAGACAAUUCAUAAAUGUAAAUUUUCGAUGUUACGGAAGCGUAUCGCAGUAUUGACGUGUCGACUUUUUAGAUCUGUGUACUUUUGAUAUUCAUUUUAAUCGUAUCGAGCGUGGCGUUUCUCUAAAGAGAAGAAGAGCGCGUGUAACGACAGCGGCGUUAAACAUCCGAGUUAACCUUCCGUCUGACUUUCUUUUAUCUUACUGCACUACAGAAUUAUUCUUCGGUUCAUGACGCAAGUUGUGCUUGUAUAGAGAAAUACAGCGCAGACCAGGCUUGUGCGAUAUAAAUUUCUUUUCCCCUGUUCAUGAUUUACAGGACCGCUAGCAAAAAACACAAGAAAACAAAAAAAGAGCUUUUCCACAGGGAGUGUUAUAAUAAUAAUAAUAAUAAUAAUAAUAAUAAUACUAGCAGCUGUGCAGUCAGGAACUGCAGCAAUCGUGGAAACCCAGCGGUGGAUUUUAGUUAAUUCUGCAGUAAACAGUGUUUAAAAAAAAAAGUACAUAAAAUCCAAAAUGGCCGACAUUUUCUCCUCCAUGUGUUUGGGGAGGGGGGAGGCGAGUAUUUGAUCACUUCCUAAUGUUCGUUACUAUUCGUGUCAUUUGUAAAAUAUUCGAUUUGACACAUUGUUGUAGGAGUACUUUUAGAUCUGAGCCUUUUUCUAGUUAACUGAUGUUUAGAUAUAUGGAUUUUAUUUCGCGUUCACGAACUCUUAAACCGUCUCUGUUUACCGUGAUGGGAAGCGAAAGAAGUUGAGAACGCUCGAGACCGGAAGUGGGGGCUUCCAGGCGACGUCGGAUAAUUAUUCAUUAUUUUUAAUUGAAUAUAUAUUAAUAUAAAUGAUAUGUUAACUGGCAUCACCUGGAAGCCCCGCCCACUUCCUCCACCUCGCAACUUCUUUCGCUUAUAUUAAGUUCAAUACACCUUCUCGAAUCGUUCCAGGCUCAUGUGUUAAUCGUCUCACCUCCUGUUUUUAUUCUAGAGACAAAGACUGCAUUUUUUUUAUCAUUAUUAUUAUUAUUUAAUUUUAAUUUUUUUUGAGGUAUUUUUGAUCGAUCGCUCGUAAUAGCACGACGUGAGGAGCUCUUGCACAAAACGCGUGCAGGUUGGCAGGUCUGGAACUGUAAUAUAAUAAGCAUAAACGUGUAUAAGAGGGACGAUUUUACAUCAUUAUAUCGCACAAGCCUACCGCAGAACUUCACGUAGAAAGGACCGGCCGUAUGAGGUCGAGCUGUGCAUCAGGACUGAGGGGGAAAUCAUGUUGAUUGACAUGCGUUUAGAUGUGGUGGAGUGUUUAUAUGAGGAGUUUAUCAUGUGGUGUAACUGGUAUGAUUUCUUUUCAUGUUGGGGCGAGGAAAUAUCGCGAGUGGGUACAAACUAAUAUACAUUCAGAAGUGGGAUUUUUAAAAAAAAUUAAAAAAAAAACCAGUCCUGUGCACAACUCUAGUAUGAAGGUAUGGUCAUUUGGUCAUUUUAUAUAUAUUAUUUUUUUUCCAUUCUGCUGUGAAAGUAGGAGGUUUGAUUUUAAAUAUGAAGUGCUGUUUUCACAUCCUCUGUUCUCUUUUGUAAAUGAUGGUACCAAUAAAGACGUCCUAAAUA
Messenger RNA from Ictalurus furcatus (blue catfish), 4454 nucleotides. It is a transcript of the gene galnt11, whose product is annotated as UDP-N-acetyl-alpha-D-galactosamine:polypeptide N-acetylgalactosaminyltransferase 11 (GalNAc-T11). The coding region runs from base 737 to 2494 and encodes 585 amino acids. Gene Ontology annotation, molecular function: Notch binding. The record is from RefSeq and is a predicted model, not a curated record. NCBI's taxonomy places the organism in Eukaryota, Metazoa, Chordata, Actinopteri, Siluriformes, Ictaluridae. Gene Ontology annotation, biological process: regulation of Notch signaling pathway. The transcript has 12 exons. Gene Ontology annotation, cellular component: Golgi apparatus.